UUAAACCAUAGUAAUUUUCUCAUAUCCAUUCUGACCAUUUCACACACUUUUCUGUGUUUGUGUUCAUCAAAUGAAAAAAAACCCAUAUCUUAGUUAAAACAGCAUGACUUAUGUGUCCAUAAGUUUCACACCUGCCUCCACUGUACUGUUCCUUUAAGUGACAUCGCUCAGAGGAAAUGACAUCAUUUAAGAGUUUGAAGAGUUUUGAUUUUCUUUUGAAACAUUUUUUGGUACAUUUUUCUUUCAAAACCUUCUCCGUCAAGCAUAACACAUCCACCCUGUCACUCAAAAAACAUUUUUUAAUGAAAUACAUAUAUGUAUUUACAUAUGCUUUUUUAUUUUGCUGCAUGCUAAGUGUAGUGUUAGCUUUGACCAGAGAGGGAAUUUAUAUUACUUUGAAUCUUUCCAGUUGCAGGCUUUAAAAAAAAAAAAAAAGAAAGAAAAAAAGUGCCUGAGUUUGCAAAAUAUGUUUUAUGGCAGGUCUAACUGCAGGGGUGGAUUUGGCUAUUUGGGGCCUCAGGCAAACACAGUCCUGCCCUCAUUAAUAAUAAUGCAUUAUAUUUGAAUUGUUAUAUUUUCUGAACAAAAACUGAAUCUUCAACAUAACCAGUAAUAUUUAUCUGUCAGGUAAAUUAGUAGUACAAUGUGUUCCACUGAAGUAGAAGUAAACGGUAAGUAAGCAGUAUACAGGUGCAUAUUUUCUGGGGGCCUUUUGUAAGUUAUUUACAGUUAGAAUAGUAACAUAAUUCAAUAUUUUUCAUAUCUAAGCAUCAUAAUAAAUCGAUAGCUGUCAGGGGCCCUUUAAGUUAGGGCCCCGAGGCAGUUGCCUACCUUGCCUAACGGUAAAAUUGCCCCAGAGUUGUAACAUAUUCAUGUUAUGAAAUACAAAAUUCUACAUUUGGUUAUGAUCAAACACCUUAAAAUUCCAAUAAGGUCCAAUCUGAACAGCUUCCCUGGAAUAACCCUUGUAGCAGCUACAGAUAAAGCACAUUUUUCAAAUGCUGGAAAUCUGACGCUGCACUGUGAACGGCCCAUAUAUCAACCCUCCCCUUCACAUGACAUGAGAGAGAGGGCACGGGAGGGAUGAUGGGUUCAGGUUUGUAUAUGGUGGACUGCAUCUCAUUACACACACUAAUAAAUCUGUUGUCCACAUUGAACCUGAAGUGACCUGCUGACACUUUAUCUCUUUAAAGUAUCAAAGUCAUAAAGCAUUCAAUUCUCAUUUCACGUGAUUUUAAUGACUACAUUGUGCUACAAAAUCCAUUUACUGACUACAACCACACACACACACCUGGCCGAGCAAACACCAUCAUCCGUCUAUCAACCCCCCUGUCCUCCCUGACAGGCUAAUAAACCUCACAUCUGAGUGACACAUAACACACAUUCACACCAGCCGCUUAUAUCAGCCUGGAGGGCCGAGCACACGUCUGUAUGCAUUAGGCACACACACUCUCACACUUCCCAGAGGCCUUUUGUCAUCGGAAGAGGCAGAGCUCUGAAUCAUAAGCCCCCCGAAAGCAGAGCGGAGGAGCCCAGUAUCUGCAACAACACCCGCCGCAGACAAAAGGUGCAAAGAUACUGAGCAUCGGUCACAGCGAUAAGGCCAGAGAUCACACAAGCGAGGGAAGGAAUACAUCACGUUUCUUUUUCUGAGAUACUGAUCAGUGAGUCACGCUGGCGGCGGAAGAGACAAAAAGUUUGCCGGAGGAGGGAGAGGCCAAUGGAGGAGUGGACAGCCCAACAGGCAGGGGCUCCCCGGGGCCGCAUGGCAAGAUGGUGCGGGUGGAGCUGGAGUGGGACAUCCCCAUGUCGGUGACGCUGCCCAUCCAGGUGCAGCCCGACCCGGCACAUCGGCCUUUCCCAUUCCUGGACACCACACUGGCCGACCUGGGCAUCCAAGAGUCAGAGGUGAAGGAGAGGGUGGUGUGGGUGGACACCAAGAAGACCCAGGUGAAGAACAAGGCAGGGAAGCUGAAGGAGAACGAGAUCACCAUCCUGGAGGUGCGAGUGAAAGCCCAGAAGCCUGGAGAAAAACAGCUCCAGGAGGUCCUGUACAGCACUGAAGCCCACACUGACCGCUCCUUCUGUCGCACAGGGAUGAAUAUUCUACCCUGGAAAAGCAGAUGUUCAGGUCUGAUUGCAGUUUAAAUCACUUAAAUAUAAAAACACAGCAGUAAGUGUUACAUCUGUGAGGAUUUUAAUGUAACUAGUGUGGCUGUUACUGUCAGCUCUGAUCAUAUUCCUCCCAUCAUCUGGCUCAUAUCAGGAAAUGAGGGAGGAAAUAUUUCUGUAUUUGUACAACCAUGCCUCAAAAGUCACUCGGCCCUGCUGCAGUCAGCAGCGACCUCUCAGAUACGGGUGAACUGUCAGGCUGAAGUGGAUCACAGCAGCGUGUCAGAGCCUGAGGCAAUGAAAUGAGAUCAUCGUAAACCAUUACAUCAGCGUCUGAAUAAAACCUUCAAACUCAUCAGAAAUUUUGAGAAAAUCUGGUCGACUUUAUUUAUGUUCUCAGUCAGUGAUAGAAUUAAAAGGCGUCUGGUGUGAAAACUGGAUAUUUUUUUGUUUUCAUAGCUGUUACAGUAUGAAUGUGUUCGUCCCUCUCAUUAUCAGCUCACACUACUGUGGUGUAUGUGGCAUGUGUUUAAAAAGACUUCACUGUGUGUUUCAGGGGAGAAUGAACUGGCACCGGUGCAGGUGACUAUGGCGCUGGACCUGGAGAACCAGCAGCCUAACAUCGCUGAAGCCCAGGAGCAACGGGAGAUCUGAGGAGCAAUUAUCCAAAAAGAGUGCAAGCCAUUUGGAUUUUUUUCCCUUUUUUUUUUUUUUUUUUUUUUAAGGCUAACAUAAAUGCUCAACUAGACGUUAACUGCAGGGUGAAAUUUGCCAGCAUUGUAGAAUCUGCUAAAUUUUUGUAGCAUUUGUAAAAAUCUUCCUUGCAGUGGUCAAAAAAUAUGUGUUGUAUAGUUUGCUACUAACAGAGAUGAGACAGGUGAAAGAUCUGCUGCGUAUGUGACAGGCUGAGCUGCUGAGUAUUAACAGAGUGUACUGAGAAAGUAAGAGCUGUUUUUUUUUUUUUAGUAA
Thunnus maccoyii (southern bluefin tuna) is the source of this 3081-nucleotide messenger RNA. RefSeq lists its product as uncharacterized. NCBI's taxonomy places the organism in Eukaryota, Metazoa, Chordata, Actinopteri, Scombriformes, Scombridae. The record is from RefSeq and is a predicted model, not a curated record. The transcript has 3 exons. Bases 1774 to 2148 code for a protein of 124 amino acids.